AUGGGUAAGGUUGCGCCCUUUCUAACAUCAAUUGGUUUUAGAUCAACAGGUAGUGUUGAUGCUCAACAAGUGGUAUUAGAGCCAGUGGCGAGGGUUCGAUUCUCUCAAAGAGCAAUUUCUAAAGCGGAGGGGCGGGGGGGUAGUUGGGGGUCAGAAAUGGCAUCAACCAAGACCUCGCACGAUGGCCUGGAGUACAGUAAUCGAAUGUCUGGUCCUGGAGGAUUGAAUGUGCUAUAUGGAAAGUUUCUUGUUACAGAGACCGAAGAAGGAAUUGCACAAGCAAUAAUCAAGGGUGACAUAAACUUUGAAAGGGACCCUUGGCCAAGGGUCUCCGAAGAUGCCAUAAACAUCAUAAGGGGCAUGCUUGACCAAAAUCCAUAUGAUCGGCUCACUGUGGAAGAGGUCCUCGAAAACAAAUGGAUUCAAAAUGCCCACAAGGUUCCCAACAUUCCUUUGGGAGAACACGUACGAGCAAGAAUUCAACAAUUCUCUUUGAUGAACAAAUUCAAAAGGAAAGUAAUUAGGGUGGUAGCAGAAAACUUGCCAGAUGAACAAGUACAUGGAUUAAAACAAAUGUUUGAUGAUAUGGACAAGGACAAAAAUGGAUCACUCACCUUCGAAGAGCUUAAAGAUGGUUUGUGUACGAUUGGAGAACAACCGCUUGCAGAUCCUGAUGUUCAGAUGCUAAUGGAAGCUGCUGAUCUUGAUGAAAAUGGGGUCCUGAAUUGUGAGGAGUUUAUGAUAGUUGCAGUUCACUUGAAACGGAUCAGCAAUGAUGAUCAUCUACGCCAAGCUUUCCACCAUUUUGACAAGGACAACAAUGGGUACAUUGAGUAUGAUGAGUUACGAGAGUCUUUGUUUGAAGAACAUCAAAAUUCAUACAACGAAAAGCUUGUCCAUGAUAUCAUACAUGAUGCCGACCUUGAUAAGGAUGGUAGGAUCAGUUACCCGGAGUUUGCAGCGAUGAUGACGACAGGGAUGGACUGGAAGAUGGCAUCUCGACAGUAUUCAAGAGUGAUGUUAAAUGCAAUUAGCGUCAAAAUGUUCAAAGGUGAAACAAUCGAAGAGGAAGAGGAUAUUGAAAUAAGCUGAUCUAUGAUCGAUGUCUUUAAUUUGUUAUGUGAAGUAGUACAUUUUGGUUACGUAGAAAAUGAUUUAGAAUGAGUUAAUUAAUCAUGUAACUGUCAUCUCCUGAAUUACAGCUUACAAGUUUUUUCCAUAGUAACAUAGAUUCGGGAAAUCUUAUGAUGUGUAGUGUGUAUCGAGCCUAAGACUUCAAACAUGAAAGUUAAGAACAAGUUGGGGUGGUUAA
Messenger RNA from Lactuca sativa (garden lettuce), 1312 nucleotides. The record is from RefSeq and is a predicted model, not a curated record. NCBI's taxonomy places the organism in Eukaryota, Viridiplantae, Streptophyta, Magnoliopsida, Asterales, Asteraceae.